Messenger RNA from Chenopodium quinoa (quinoa), 863 nucleotides. RefSeq names its product transcription factor bHLH19-like. Bases 213 to 572 code for a protein of 119 amino acids. The record is from RefSeq and is a predicted model, not a curated record. The transcript is spliced from 4 exons. Lineage: Eukaryota; Viridiplantae; Streptophyta; Magnoliopsida; Caryophyllales; Amaranthaceae.
AUAAGGUUUACAAUUUUAAAAAAAAGGCAAAUAAAAAAUUCCGAUCCACUUAUAAAAAGAAACUAAGCUUCUUCAAUAAAGUGUUCAUAAUCAAAUAUUAAGUCUUGCUUCCUCCCAACUCUACACAACAUCUAUUCAUAUUUUUUAGCUUCCGCAGCUUGCAGAAAAGAGAAAGUGUGAAGACUAGUUAAAUAUUUACCUAAAGAUUUAUAAUGGAAGCAUGCCGAUUUGUGAUACGUAGUAAAGAACAAAAUGAUGAAGAUGACACAGCCACCAGCGGCGAUGUUAGCAAUACUGCCAAUCUUGAUAUUAUACUUCCAGAAAUCUUGUUAAAGGUAUUCGACGAGAAGAUCCUCUUGAACGUCUUUUGUGAGAAAAGGAAAGGGAUUUUGACGACAAUACUUAAAGAGGUAGAGAAGUACGAUUUGAGGGUUGUUAAUUGUAGCACUAUUCCCUUUGACAAUAAGGCCAUGGACAUUACAAUCGUUGCACAGAUGGAAAGGGGGUUCAACCACAAGAUGAAAGAUCUUAUUAAAACUCUUCGCUCGGCUCUCCUCGUCGCUAGCCCCUAAACUCUAAGGACCAAAUAAAGGUUGACGCAUCAUUGUAGCUUUGUAAAAGUGUGGCUAUUUCAUUGUCAACAAAUAUACUACGUAGUAUAUAAUUUCGUAUGCAAUGGUUAUGUUUAACAUCCAACCAAUGUAACAUAAUGGUUGAGACUUAAAAGUGUUACUACAAAAAAUAAGCAACACUUUGAAAGUUUAGAAUUGAAACCAAUUUGUGCGUGCUACAUAUAUACUAUGUAUGUCCUUGUGUAAUACUUCUGAAAGUCAAUGAUAAAAUUUUACACAUGUUACUUUUUA